CCUUGAAUAUCUAAUUGGACCAGUAUCGUGUAUGGCUGCCUUGUUUCUGUUUCGUCCCUCCACGAGAUCGGGAACUCGGGAAAUAUGGCGGAGGGUUUGUUGGGUCCCCCGAUAUAUAACUCCCCUUCAUUCCUCUUCCACCAAUCUCUGAAGUUUCCUCCAAAAUUAAAAUUAAAAUUCAAACCUAAACCCUCAUCGAUGGCUGCUCCUCCCUCUCAUUGUCGUUGCUCCUCCAACCCGAGACCCAACCAGCCUUCAUUGCUCGUCUUCUCAGGUGGUACUGCAUUUAACGGUAUUGUGGAGGAACUGAAGAAGUUAACGAUUCGUGUUGCACAUGUUCUUCCUGUUUCGGAUGAUGGAGGCAGUACAGCUGAGAUUGUUCGUGUACUAGGUGGUCCAGCUGUAGGAGACAUACGAUCAAGAUGCUUGAGAUUGUCUGACCAAAGUACUGCUGAGGCUCUGGCUGUCCGAAGAUUGCUUGGUCAUCGCCUACCCUUCAGUGCACAAGAUGCAAAAUCAGAAUGUGUGCUGAGUUGGGAAUUUGAUAGGUAUAAAAUUGUGGAAGGAGAACAUGAUCUAUGGGAAGGGGUAUCAAGACCCUACAGGGAAACAAUUCGAGCAUUUUUGGCUUACUUUCAGAAUGAGAUUCUUCGGCGGCCUAAUGAACAAUUUUGCUUCAGAAAUGGCAGCAUCGGGAAUUUUUUCUUUGCUGGAGCACGCAUAUUUUUUCAGUCUUUGGAUGCUGCCAUAUUUUUGUUUUCACGUGUCUCGGAUAUUCCCUCUGAAAGUCUAGUUCUGCCAGUAAUUUCAACUAAUGACAGACUGACGCUAGGAUGUGAAUUAUCGGAUGGAAAAAUUAUCCGGGGUCAGAAUGAAAUUUCACAUCCAACCCAUGGUAACAUGGCAACUGUAAAUAAGGAAUGCUCUUCAGUUCCAGCACUUCCUUCCAGAGUGAAGAGGAUAUUCUAUAUGUCAAGUGAAGGCAGUAACUCCCUGCAUGAGGUCUUCCCCACAGCAAACCCAGCUGUGCUUGAUCAGUUGCAUAGUGUGGACUGCAUUGUUUAUGCUAUGGGAUCUCUUUUUACUUCCAUAUGCCCAUCUCUGGUAUUACUUGGAAUUGGUGAGAUUAUCUCUUCAAGGAACUGCCCCAAGGUACUUCUGUUGAAUGGUACACACGAUCGAGAGACGAGUGGCUUCUCUGCAUCUUGCUUCGUUACUGCCAUUACAGAUGCUCUAAAUCGAAAAUAUGGAGAACCUCGUAAUUCUCUAGAAUAUUGUCCAAGUCAAUACAUCAAUACGCUUUUGGUGCCCAAGGAUGGUGAAAUUCCUCUGGACACUGAACGCUUGGCCUCUCACGGGAUUAUGGAUGUGAUUGUUGUUGACUCUAUAAACGACUCAAAAGUUGGUAUUGUAUUUGAUCCAACGUCAUUGAUAAAUGCACUUGCCGAUAUAGUCAGCAAAUACAUGAGCUCAAAUGCUGCAGAAGAAAAGUAAAAUUUUGACACAAAGGAUAUUCAGAAGGCAGAAAUUUUCAUUCUGAGGUUUGGUGUUGGCUAAAUAUGUCCUUCAGUCUAGAUAUAGAUAUUAACUUUGCUUAUUUUUGAACUUUAGAGUUGAAUAUAUCUAGCUACAAUCUUGAAAGGGAGAAAGGAGGGGGAAAGGAAGCACACAAUUUAAAUGCUGUAAAAUGUUUAGAUUUCUUGCAUCUUCUAAUGGGAGAUCGGCCAUUAUCCUAUGUGUAAGUGACAUCUUUUUGUAAAUAAAUCGUAACAAUGGUUGCAUGUCAAGGCAGUUGACUUCUUCCCCCAAUCCCCCAUUUUUGUAUAGCAGAUUGUGGUGUUGAAGUAAUGCAAUGAAUCAACUUGUUUGUGACUUA
This is a messenger RNA of Tripterygium wilfordii, 1876 nucleotides long. RefSeq lists its product as uncharacterized. Lineage: Eukaryota; Viridiplantae; Streptophyta; Magnoliopsida; Celastrales; Celastraceae. Gene Ontology annotation, molecular function: LPPG:FO 2-phospho-L-lactate transferase activity. The transcript is spliced from 14 exons. The coding region runs from base 85 to 1494 and encodes 469 amino acids. The record is from RefSeq and is a predicted model, not a curated record.